AUGGAGUCGCUUAUCAAGUCCCAGCACGCUCAGCAAAUGGCGGGUCACAACGGUAAGACUCCGGCGACGGAGAUAAUACCGGCGACGACGGGGCUAACGAUGUCAUCGGACGAAAGCAUGAUGCUGAAACUGAUCCAACAUACUCACUCCCCUGAUGCUCGCGAAGUCCAAGUGCGUGGCCUUCUCUCUCUCGUUGAAGAUAUUCUCGAUCGUGCCACUCUUGACUCCGCUGACUCCAAUGCCUCCAUGCUUCCAUUGCCGACGGAGGAUAAACUGAUGGAAUCAAGCGUUAUGGGCGUUCUUGAUAACGUCUCCUACGCUAUCGAUCGCGUCGCCUGCGAGAUAGCCUACAAGUCUCUGACGGGAUCAGACGCACACGAGAUAACAAUGUCAGUGUUCGAACACCUCUCUAGCUUCCAUUGGGACGCCAAGCUCGUCCUGACUCUAGCUGCCUUUGCGUUGAACUACGGAGAGUUCUGGCUUCUGGUCCAGUUCUACUCAAAGAACCAGCUCGCCAAGUCCCUAGCUAUGCUGAAGCUAGUCCCUGUUCAGAACAGAGUCACCCUCGAGUCUGUGUCCCAAGGGCUCAACGAUCUCAUCCGAGAGAUGAAGAGCGUCACAGCAUGUGUAGUGGAAUUGAGCGAGUUACCUGAUCGGUACAUUACACUGGACGAUCCUCAGCUAUCGAGGAUCAUCUCUACAAUCCCUAUUGCUGUGUAUUGGACCAUAAGAAGCAUCGUGGCUUGCAUUUCCCAGAUCAACAUGAUCACUGCCAUGGGACACGAGAUGAUGAACACCCAAAUGGAUUCAUGGGAAACAUCGAUGUUAGCUAACAAGCUCAAGAACAUUCAUGACCAUCUCUCCGAGACCUUGAGGCUUUGCUACCGUCACAUAGAGAAGCAGAGGAGCUCAGAAUCCUUAAAGAUGUUGCAUUCUCUAUUCGACACCACUCACAUUGAUAACAUGAAGAUUCUCACGGCCUUGAUUCAUCCGAAAAACCACAUCACGCCAUUGCAAGAUGGUUUGACCAAGAGAAAGGUUCACUUGGAUGUGUUGAGGAGGAAGACAGUGUUGCUGCUCAUCUCUGACCUCAACAUAUUGCAAGACGAGCUGUCGAUUUUCGAGCAAAUCUACACAGAGUCAAGGAGGAACUUGUUGGGGAUGGAUGGUAAGAGCCAUAUGCCUUACGAGGUUGUGUGGGUCCCGAUCGUGGAUCCUAUCGAAGAUUUCGAGAGAUCUCCGGGUCUACAGAAGAAAUUCGAGGCUCUCCGUGCGCCUAUGCCAUGGUACACAGUGGAUAGUCCGAAGCUGAUAGAGAGACAUGUGGUGGAGUUUAUGAGAGAGAGAUGGCAUUUCAUGAACAAGCCCAUACUUGUUGUGAUUGACCCACAAGGCAACGAGGCUAGUCUCAAUGCGCUCCACAUGAUCUGGAUUUGGGGGACGGAAGCUUUCCCUUUCAAUAGGUCUCGCGAGGAAGAGCUGUGGAGGAGGGAAACUUUCUCGCUUAACCUCAUCGUCGAUGGCAUCGACUCUAUCAUUUUCAACUGGAUAAACCCGGACAAUUACAUUUUCUUGUACGGAGGGGAUGACUUGGACUGGAUAAGGAGAUUCACGAUGGCGGCAAAAGCUACGGCCAAAGAUUCCGACGUGAAGCUGGAGAUGGCUUAUGUGGGAAAACGAAACCACAGCCACAGGGAACAGAUCAGGCGGAUCAGCGAAGCAGUCAGGGCAGAAAAUCUGAGCCAUAGCUGGACCGAGCCUGCCUUGAUGUGGUUCUUCUGGACCAGGCUCGAGAGCAUGUUGUACUCCAAGAUUCAACUCGGUAAAGCCGAUGAUCACGACGAGGUGAUGCAAGGAAUCAAGAAGAUACUGAGCUACGACAAGCUUGGAGGAUGGGCACUGCUGAGCAAAGGACCUGAGAUAGUGAUGAUCGCUCACGGUGCCAUAGAGAGGACUGUGAGCGCCUACGACCGGACCUGGAAAACCCACGUCCCGACCAAAGGCUACACCAAGGCGAUGUACGACCACCACCACGACGAGAUUCUCCGCGAAACCGGAAAACCAUGCGGCCACUUUGAUUUCCACAUCACUGCUCGUAGCGGUCGGAUUCCGGAGAAGAUGAACUGCUUCGAGUGCCACCGUCCGAUGGAGAAGUACAUGACCUUCGCUUGUUGUCACGAUGAUAAGCUCCUUGACCAAGACGAGAACUACAACUUCUAA
Messenger RNA from Thlaspi arvense, 2220 nucleotides. Lineage: Eukaryota; Viridiplantae; Streptophyta; Magnoliopsida; Brassicales; Brassicaceae. The record is from the annotation of a GenBank genome assembly.